Molecule: messenger RNA, 4387 nt
Organism: Anastrepha ludens (Mexican fruit fly)
Lineage: Eukaryota; Metazoa; Arthropoda; Insecta; Diptera; Tephritidae
Gene: dlp
Product: glypican-6
Exons: 8
Coding region: 1-2061 (686 amino acids)
Biological process (GO): cell migration; regulation of signal transduction; regulation of protein localization to membrane
Cellular component (GO): extracellular region; cell surface; synapse
Source: RefSeq, a predicted model, not a curated record
AUGCAGCGUCGCGUGUCGGUGGCCAGCAGCAGUGACGGCAAAAUGGUUCUGCGGUACUGUGAAUCGCCCUCGGUCGGUACCUGCUGCACGUACAACAUGGAAACGCGCAUGGCGCUGCAAUCCCGCAUCCAGCUGGAGAAGCAGUCCAGGGAGCAGAUCACGAAAAUGUCGAACGCAUUGGCGGCGAAAGCACAAAAAUUUAAUUCCGUCUUCCGUAAAUUAUUGAGCGAAUCCAAAGAGGAGUUCCAUAAUAUGUUCACACGCACCUAUGGCGUCAUCUAUCAGCAAAAUUCCUAUGUUUUCUCCGAUUUAUUUAAUGAAUUGGAAAAUUACUACACGCGUGGACGCGUCGAUUUAUUGGAUGUGAUGGAUAAGUUCUUUAACACACUGUACCAGAAAAUGUUCCAGGUGUUGAACGGACAGUAUUCGUUCGAUGAAAAAUUCCUUCACUGUGUCAGCGAACACAUGAAGGAGUUAAAACCCUUCGGCGAUGUGCCCGAUAAACUGGCUGUGCAGAUAAAGCGUUCCUUUGUAGCGACGCGUACCUACUGGCAAUCGCUGCACACAGCAGCCGAAGUCUCCAAGAAGAUUAUAAAUAUCCACCUCAAUGCCGAUUGCACGGCCGCGCUCACGAAAAUGCAACACUGUGGCGCCUGCAAGGGCUAUGCGGAGAAACCGUGCACAAAUUACUGCGUUAACGUGAUCAAAGGUUGUCUGCACUACGUGAACGAGUUCGAUACGGAGUGGGAGAAUUUCGCGCUGGCCAUGGACAAAGUCGCUGAACGUUUAUUGGGCUCAUUCAAUAUUGUGAUGGUUGUCGAGCCGAUAAAUAUCAAAAUUUCCGAGGCGAUUAUGAAUUUCCAAGAAUCCGGGCAGUCCAUCACCUCGCGCGUAUUUGAGGGUUGCGGCCGUCCUACACUGGGCCGUACCCGUCGCUCAGUCAGUCCUAAAUUCGCACAAUCCACUUCCACUCAUACGCAGUCGUCACAGUCAUCGGUGAGCUUGAGCAGCUCCGACUCGAAAGUGAUACGCAAACGCGCCACCUUGGAGGUGCCAGUCGAACAAAUCGAAUCCGAUAUUUUAGACAUCGAUGCCGAUGUUGAUGAUGCGAUGGUAUUGCGUGAACGUCGCGCCGCCGAACCUGGCUCGGAGGAGCAGAGCGCAAGUGGCGAUAAGUCGAAUGGCGGUACUGGCGCUAGCGCAGGUGGUGGUGGUGGCAGUCGUCGUAAUCAACAACGGCGCAAGCAGCAGCAGAGUCGCAAGAAUGAUGACGACUACAAUGGGCGCGAUCCCAAUCUCGAUAAAUUGGUGCGCGAAAUCAGACAACGUGUGAAGGAAUCUAAGAAGUUCUGGUCGAAUUUGCCACACCAGAUUUGCAGCAAUGAUGAGAUCUCCACAUCGUCGGACGUGGAUGGCAUGUGCUGGAAUGGCCAUACGAUCGAUAGAUAUAUGCACCCUGUGACCACCGAACAAAGCCGCAAUCCGGAAUUCCCCGGCAAUCCGGCGUCUACGCGUCAGACUUCGCAAGUGGCCACACAACUUUUCUACCUGAAAAAUGUUAUCAAUCACCUGCGUAAUGCCUACAACGGCCAAGAUGUCGACUGGAGUGAUCAUGAAGAUGCCUUCGAAGGUAGCGGCGCUGGUUCAGGCGCAGGCAGUGAUGAUGAGGACGACGACGAGGGUUCCGGACUGAGCGGCGGUCCAUUUACUCCGCCGCACCUCAAACCCACCGAUCGUCCUUCGUUACCAGCGAACAACAUCGAUGAUGAGGAUGAGGAGGACGUGGAGGAGCGUCGUAUUACGGACACCUCACACACAUCGCGUCCUAAAUAUCCUGGCAGUUCGGGUACGAGUGGCGGUGCCAUUGGCGCUGGUGAUACGAACUCCAUAGACGAAGAUGAGGACGAUGAAGGCGACAACGAUUUGGAUGAAGAAAAGGGCAGCAGUGGGAAUGCGGGUGCAAAGACAGCGCCCAAAAUGACAUUGCGCCGUGCGCUGUUGUUGUAUCUACUGCCGUUGUAUAUGGCGUGGUUUGGUGGCGUUGUUGCCGAUAUGCUGUGAUUCGUUGUUGUUGCUAUUGCUUAAGUCUAGUUGAAGGACGUGGGCAAGAAUGUGGCGAAGAGGAAAUGCCGAAUUUCUUGAAUUUUAAAUUUGUUUGUCUAGUGGUUAAAAGGCGAUGUGAGAAUGAAAAUGUAGCACGAGUUUAGGUGCGAAAGCGUCUAGCAGCCAAAGUGACGUAGAAUGCUUGAGAAAUGUUUAGUGACAUGAGAUGGCUUGAGCUGGAAAUUCUUUAAUUUUAGACGAGGUGCCUAGCACACUUUCAGGAGCUAAAUGAGGUAGAGUGAAUUUUCACUGCAAAGUAAAACUGACUACAUAAUCUAAAAUUUAUAUGCUCGCUGAAAAAGUUCUGCUAAAUGGUGGUAUUUCAACGUUGCAUGCUUUUUGGCGCAAAAUAAUACUUGAACUGCUUAAUUUUGUGUAAGUUUCAUUUAGUUUUUAUCUUCCAAAGCUUUAAAGCGCUUUUAAAGUUAAAUUUUAAAUAUCCAAUUAAUUUUUUUUUUUAAGUUAAAUUUUAAAUAUCCAAUUAAAUUAUUUUUGUUAAUAUUUUACAAAAUUUGUAAAAUCGCUUAAGAACCUUGAAACUAUGCAAAUAUUUACAUAACUCAACUCUCUUUUGGCUUAAAGUUUUUCCAUAUCAUCUCUGAACACUUGGCUGAUGCAAUGCCCCUAAGAAAAUGUUAACAACUGGAUUUCAAUACUUUAGGCAGGGUUGAAUUGUUUGCAUUUUCAGUGUGUAGCAUUUCGCUGCAAAGUAAUUUUAUGCGCUUUAACAUAUUCAAGUCUCGAACAAAUAUCCUGCAGUGCAGUCCAAAGCCUUUUUGGUAAUUUUCAAGCACUGAAAAACUGAAAUGCGACAUGAAAGCUUGCUUUUAGGCGCGAAAUUGUGUGUUAUACUUAUUUUUUUUUGCUAAUUUACGCAGAACAAAAAUUGCAAGAACAAAUACAUUUAGCAUUAGAUCGGAAAACAUUGAAAAUCGAACUUUAAGCGAAGCGAUUCAUUUAUAUACGUAAACAAGUAAACAGUUAUGAAAAGUACUUUAGCCAAUAAGCACAAAGUAAUAAUGAAUUAUUAAAUUAAUACUUAUGUACCAGCAGCUAAUAUUAAAAUUAAAACAACAAAAAAUGUGAGUAUGCAGAGACGAAUGAAUAACUUAUAUGUACGUAUGUAUGCGAAUGCUGGUGUGUGCGUGCUGCUAUCUGUGCGUGUGGUAUAGUGCGUGUGUGUGUGUAGUGAUUAUUAUGUAAACUGGAUUAUCUUUUUAUUUUCGUAUUAAUUUUUAAUUAAAAGAACGAAAGCAUUUAAGUGCACAUUUCUGUAUUAUAUUUAAACUAUUAUUUAAUAAAAAGUUAUGACGUAUGGUGAUGAAAAGUGUAAGACCAUUUUAGGCGCAAUAAUAAAAUAUCGUGUAAGCAUACAAUAAACUAUACAUAAAUAUUUUCUAAUAAAAAUCUAAUACAUGAAAAAUCCUAAAAACGUGGCAUAUAUUUUGAGCUUUCCAAAUUGUCGACGAAUGAAAUGGGUAAAGAAAUACAAAAAUACAACAAAAAUUAAAACUGAAACUCUGUAAGCUAGGCAAUAUGGCACAUUAGGGAAGUCUUAGAAAUUGAAAAAACAUAGUACUAAUGUGAAAAAUAAUAAAUAAAAUAAAGGAAAAAAUAAAAAAACAAUAAAAUAAAAAAAAACAAUUUUAAUAGAAAGAAAAAUAAAUAAAUAAUACUUCCAUUGAGACUAAAUAGAAAGCAAUGUUUUGAAAACUAAGAACAAAGUAAUUACUUUAUAUCUUUACAAAUUAUUUACUUUUUUAGAAAAAUGCAUUUACAUACAUUUUAUUAAAAUCGGCUGCUAUUCAUGCUUUUGUUUCUUCUUUAAACAAAUUUAAAUAAGGGGUAUUGUUUUUUUAGUAGAAACUCUAUUUUGCUGCAAUAGCCCAAAGAGACAAAAGCAAAAUUUUGAAGAUCGAGAUAUAGAAUUUAAAAUAUAAUAUAAAUAAAUCUAUUUAUAUAUAUUUUUUAUAAAUAUUUUAAAAUUUAAUUAUUUAUUUAAGUGGACAGAUACCUGGAAACGGCUAUAUUUUCCCUGAUUUUCAUUAAAAUUAUUUAAAAUGAAGAAGUCAAUGUAUUUUUUUUUUCAAAAUUGGCAUACAGUUUAUUUAUACAUUAAAAUAAUAUACAUUUUUUAUUUUUUAUUUUAAUCAUUUAAAAUGGCGGAUGUACACUCAAUUCUCCCAGGAAGGUCGCAGCGGGGCUUCUCAAUCGGCGGGCAUUGUAGCAUCGGCGUCAGUGACCUGAAUACAAAAACUUUUUUGUUUAUUUAGGGGCGUCCAUA